AUGACGCGCACUUACGGAUACCAGCCUUGCCGCGAAUUUCAUAUUGUUGUCCUAGGCACCGGUGGCGUCGGCAAGAGUUGCCUAACUGCACAAUUCGUACACAAUGAGUGGAUUGAAAGUUAUGAUCCAACCAUCGAGGACUCGUAUAGGACACAGGUUUCUGUCGAUGGACGACAAGUGAUACUGGAAAUCCUCGACACCGCCGGUACGGAACAAUUCGUUGCCAUGCGAGACCUAUACAUGAAAGCCGGGCAAGGCUUCCUGCUAGUCUUCAGCAUCACCUCGCAAGCCUCGCUAGACGAGCUCAGCACGCUCCGCGAGGAGAUCAUCCGCAUCAAAGACGACGAGAAGAUUCCCAUCGUCAUGGUCGGCAACAAGGCCGACCUGCUGGACCAGCGAGCCGUCGAUCGCAAAGAGGCGUUUGCUAUCUCGCAGCAGUGGAAUGCGCCGUAUUAUGAGGCUAGUGCUAGGACGAGGACAAACGUAGACGAAGUCUUCGUCGACCUCUGCCGGCAAAUGCUCCGAAGAGACGAUAGCGGCCACAACGACGACGACUACGACGGCACACGCAACGGUGGCCUUGUAAGUGGUCCUGGUGGGUAUUACGGCCAAAAGCAAGAGGCAGGAGAUGGUGGUGCUCAUGGGUCCAUGAUGAAGAAGAAGCGCAGGAGAAAGAGGAAGGGCGAUCAUAAGUGCAUAAUCAUGUGA
Messenger RNA from Sordaria macrospora k-hell, 708 nucleotides. RefSeq lists its product as uncharacterized. Lineage: Eukaryota; Fungi; Ascomycota; Sordariomycetes; Sordariales; Sordariaceae. The record is from RefSeq and is a predicted model, not a curated record. Gene Ontology annotation, molecular function: GTPase activity; GDP binding; GTP binding. Gene Ontology annotation, cellular component: plasma membrane. Gene Ontology annotation, biological process: signal transduction.